AUGUUGUCCAAGAAUCACAGCCAUGUGACUAUGACUCUUGAAGACUUUGAAAAGUCACUGGCCGAGGGCAAGAACGAGGAAGAGAAGAUCAAGUCUAGUCAUGGACACGAGGGAAGCAGAAAACAUCACAGGCAUCAUAGGAAGCACCAUGGCGAUGGAGAAGAUCAUCGCAGGCACAAGAGGGCGAAGCGUUCCACCAGCAGAGAUGACAACAACAGGGCGCAUGGCAAUCGCAAGAUAUCACUAGGAUUUAGGGGGGAGCGUACGAACCGUGGGGCCUCACAAGGCGAAGGUGAGACAGAGGACCCAGCUACUUGGGGGCCAGCGAAGAAUGACGGUCACAUCCCAACCUCAGAUUCCAUCGGUGAAACAAAGAGAGAUUCUUGGAUGGAACAACCCUCUGCCUCAGAUAUUGACUACACACAAAAGGGUGUCAGGGAGCCAUUUGAGCCAAUCACGUCAAGACCGUCAAAGGCCGACUUUGAGCUCAAAAUCCAUGAAAACGAGUUGAACAAGCAUCAUCUACAAUAUCUGGCUGAUGGCAGAGACAUCUCGGAAGAUUUUAUUGAGAAGCCCGCACAACACGAGGUCGACUACGUCUUUGGUGAUGCAGGAGCUCAUUGGCGGAUGAGCAAGCUGAACCGUGUCUACAAACAGGCAGAAGAAACUGGGAAACCCGUAGACGAGAUGGCGGAAAAACAAUAUGGAGAUUUAAGAACGUUUGACGAUGCUAGAGAAGAGCAGAUAGAGCUCGACAGGAGAGACACUUACGGUGAAGGCUAUGUGGGGAAGGAAAAGCCAAGUGGUGAGCUGUUUGAGGAGCGAAAGUUAGAUACAGGUCUGCGAAACAAGGGUUCCGGGCCGGAGCAUGAUGAGCCGGAUGUGCAAGAACUUUCUCGUGAGAUUGAUACAGAGAAGCCACUUGCAACGACCGUGCCAUUGGACCAGACUGCGCUGAAUAGACUCAAGGCACAGAUGCUGAAAGCCAAAGUCCGAGGUUCAUCCAACGCUGCUAUAUUGGAAGCUGAGUACAACAAUUCUAUGGCUGCUUUGGCCAAGAGCAAACAACCUGACAUAGUUGUCCUUGGGGCCAUGCAUAACAGGAUGUUGACUGGGUCGCGUGAAGGCGAGGUCAAUAGGAUCGACAACAAACGGGGUCGGGAGAGGGGCCUAGUAGAAGAGAAUGAAGACAUGAGCAUUGAAGAUAUGGUCCGGCAAGAGCGGCGAUUGCGCAACCAGGCUGGUGGAGAUGGACAACGUUUCGCAGAGAGGAUAGCUAAGGAUGCGAAAUUUGACGUACGUAUUCCUUUCCAAACAAAUGAGAGUUCGCUGACUCUCACUCAGAACGAUUUGGACUACAUGGACGAGAACGCCAACAAGCUUGCGAAGCGUGUACAACGGUCUGAGAUCAAUCUCAAGAAUACGGCAAUAUCCGAUCUUCAGAUGAUGAACCGCAUUUUGGACAAUUGCCCUCUCUGCCAUCACGAAAAUACAAAUACGCCUCCAGUUGCGCCAAUUGUAUCUCUAGCCACUAGAGUCUACCUCACUCUUCCUACAGAGCCCGAGAUCAGUGAGGGCGGAGCAUGCAUCAUACCGGUGCAACAUCGAGGCAAUCUCUUGGAGUGCGAUGACGAUGAAUGGGAAGAGAUCAGAAAUUUCAUGAAGAGUCUCACUCGAAUGUAUCAUGACCAUGGCAGAGAUGUCAUUUUCUACGAAAAUGCCGCAGUACCACAGCGAAAGAAGCAUGCUGGCAUGGAAGUCGUGCCACUACCGUACAGCCUUGGGGAGACCGCACCAGCGUUCUUCAAGGAGGCAAUUCUUACAUCUGACGAGGAGUGGACGCAACACAAGAAGAUCAUUGACACGCUUUUCAAGGCCAAGCAAGGUCAGGGUAAAACGGCUUUCCGACGGACGCUAGCCAAGGAGAUGCCGUACUUUCAUGUGUGGUUCGAAAUCGAUGGUGGAAUUGGUCACAUUGUGGAAGAUGCUAAUCGAUGGCCAAAAGGUGAUCUUUUUGCUAGGGAGAUCAUAGGUGGUAUGCUCGAUGUUGCUCCCGACAUUGUGAAGAGGCAAGGCCGGUGGAACAGAGGCGGAGAUAGGAGGGUCGAUGGAUUUAGGAAGAGAUGGGAGAAGUUUGACUGGACGAGGGUCUUAACAGCUUCAUGA
Messenger RNA from Letharia lupina, 2166 nucleotides. RefSeq lists its product as uncharacterized. NCBI's taxonomy places the organism in Eukaryota, Fungi, Ascomycota, Lecanoromycetes, Lecanorales, Parmeliaceae. Bases 1 to 2166 code for a protein of 721 amino acids. Gene Ontology annotation, biological process: mRNA splicing, via spliceosome. The transcript is spliced from 2 exons. The record is from RefSeq and is a predicted model, not a curated record. Gene Ontology annotation, cellular component: post-mRNA release spliceosomal complex.